Messenger RNA from Musca domestica (house fly), 5534 nucleotides. Its product is annotated as chaoptin. Lineage: Eukaryota; Metazoa; Arthropoda; Insecta; Diptera; Muscidae. Bases 816 to 4973 code for a protein of 1385 amino acids. The transcript has 8 exons. Gene Ontology annotation, molecular function: protein binding. The record is from RefSeq and is a predicted model, not a curated record.
ACCAGCUAGUUUUGUUUGAGCGGUUAAACAAAAUGUUGUGUCUUGUGAGUGUUUGGAAGGAAAUAUUGCUAAUGCCAGCAAAUGGCAAUACUAAUUCAAUUUCGCAAUGAGAUCGUGUAAACAACAACGACAACAAAAAUUUUGAAAAAUUAUAAUUGUGUAAAAAUAUAAAUUUUGAAAAGGAAAUUAUUUUUUAUUUAUAUCAAAAAGUGUUCCAUUGAAAAGUCAAAAAAAAAAAAAUAUUGGAAAAUAUUUGAAUUAAAAUUAAAUAAAAAAUGCCAUCAUCGGGAUUCUUUGAAUCAUUUCGAAAAGGAUACACCAAUGAAAUAAAUUGCCAUGUGAAAUCCCGUAAAACAAAAUUAUACACAUAAAUCAAUAUGACCUCCUUAAAGUAUGUUAAGAAAAAAAUAUUUCUAAAAAUCUGCCUAAGUAUAUACCUGUAAAAAAUCUCCAGUAACAAAUUGUAUCCUCGGCCGUCACAAGGAGCAAAGAAAGAAAAGAAAAAAAAAGUCAUCAUCCGGUGGUAGAUGUGAUAGCAGAAGUGAAAAAAAAAACUAUAAGAGGCAAACCUAACGUUGCUUGUUACGUGGUAGUGUGCAUGGAAUAUGACGAGGAUGCCAGAAAUGUUCAUAAGGAAAUUUAGCAGAGUCAAGCAAAACUGUUCAAAAUAACUCUGGAUCCUGACUGGUCACCUAUGCAAAGGAUACAUUUGGCCAAUUAACCAUAUCGAAAAAUAUAUACACGAAAAAAAUACACAAAAUUCAAAUAAAACUUUGGUGAAUGUUGUUAAACGCUGGAGACCAUUGCUCAGACACAUGAAAAUAUUCAACACAAUGGAGGUGUUUCUCUUGGCCAAUCAUAUGAUAAUGGAUUAUCAACGUCCUCAGCUGUUAAUAAUUUCCAUUUCACUGCUGUAUUGGUUUCGCAAUACAGCCGAUUGUUGGAAAUUCGAUGGCGGUGGUCCUGGGUCUCUAGGUCCUGGCUAUCGAGUGCCUCGCAGUGCUUCCAACCUGUUAGCAGCCCGGGGACCACCACCUGUGAUACCAAAUGCCGGUGGUGGUGGCAGUGGCAGCUUUGCCAACCUCUUCAAUUCACAGCCUCAAGACAUACUCUACUCCUGCCCACUAAAUAGCAUGUGUCAAUGUGCCGGAUUACCGAAUGAGACAACGACGCUUAUCGAAAUUAAUUGCAACGAGGUGGAGCUGUAUAAAUUUCCAGAAUUUAUUCACAGUUCGGUGCGCUACAUUGAAAUGUCCAACACCCACCUACAGAGUGUCGAUGACGAAACGUUCCAGGGCCUCAGACUGAAAACAUUGAAACUCAUUGACAACGAAUUACAGGAUAUAUCCGAGCGUAGUUUCAGCACAAUGACUCACAGCUUAAUGACAUUGGACAUAUCAGGGAAUAGAAUGCAGCAUAUACCCUAUGAGGCGCUACAGAAACUACACUCACUAACGCGAUUGGUUGCCCAAAGGAAUCACAUCACAUCUUUAGAUGUCAACUGGGAGGCACAGCAUGACACCUUAAGGUCUCUGCAUUUAGCUGGUAAUGACAUUACCGAAGUAUCGCCCACCUCACUGCAUGACGGUGUCAGCCAUCCUUCAUCGGCUGCCAUUCAAACCAUAACCAAAGAUGAACACCUUCUCAAAGGCGGCUCACACAUAUCCUCCAAUUCCAUAACAGGCCUUACCCACUCGAUGGGCAGCAGCGGUGGCGGCGGCAACAGCCAUCAAGCGGGAAAACCAUUUAAUCGUUUACAGAAAUUGUUAUGGCUUGACCUGUCGAACAACAGAAUUUAUCACAUCUCACCCAACUUUCUGCCCCGCAGCCUCAUAACAAUUGACUUGUCUGGCAACCUGUUGUCAGCCUUUCCCCAUCACCUGUUCGAACAUCUGUAUGAGUUGCGAAUUAUUUCACUGCGUGAUAACCUGGUGAAAAGUUUAAUGACAAAAGACCAGAGGCAGGUGCGAAUACAUUUGGAGAAAUUGGACAUGGGCAAGAAUCUGAUAGAGGCAUUGGAAACGGAUUGUUUUCAAACGAAUUACUCGGAUGUCCAUAUCAGAGCGUUGAAUUUGGAAAAGAACUACAUACGACACCUGCCGGCGGCUGUGUUCCGAGACAUAGGUACGGUGCAUUUGGUGUUGGCCUUCAAUGAGAUUGAGAGGAUACAUGUCAAUGCCUUUGAGGGCAUAGAGGAGACACUAGAGUAUCUGGACUUAGAACGUAACAAUUUGAAUGCAGUUCCUGGGGCCAUAAGUCGCCUGAAUCGCCUGAAAUAUCUCUACUUGACAUCGAAUAACAUCAACCAAUUGAGUAAUUUACCGGAGAAUACUGAAAACCUAAGAGUUCUAUCGCUGAGUGGCAACAACUUCACCAUGAUCCCCGUAUUGGGUCUUAAGAAUUACACCAAUCUCUCGUAUUUGAAUAUGGGUUAUAACUCCAUAGGUGAUAUUCCUGAAAGCAUUUUCACCGUGGACUCCUGGGGUUCGAAUUUGCAAACGAUUCUCUUGAGAAAUAAUAAAAUCACCCAUCUGCAUUUGAAUUCCUUUGCGGGAUUGGAUCAAAUACAGGAGAUUUCACUCAGUUUCAAUGACAUCAACAUCCAUCAUCCGAUGGUAUUUGAAAAUGUCUCCAAAACGUUAAAGAUUUUGGAGUUGUCGUUUGCAGUGUUUCCUGCACGCAGCAUGGAAUCCAUAGAUCCAUUGGAUGCCCUCUACCCCUUGUCACAGUUAAUGUGGCUGGGACUGGACAACAAUAAUCUCAAGCAUUUGAACAAUGAGUCAUUUUUAAAUAUGCGCGAACUUUCAUACAUCAAUCUGGGAUUCAAUCAACUAAAGUCGCUGCCUAAAGGCUUAUUUCUGCCGGAGGUACAUUCGCAUUUGGUGGAAAUCGACUUGGGCUACAAUUCCCUUGAGAAGUUGGCCUCCCUCACUUUCUUCAAUCUGGGCGACUUACAAACGCUCAAUUUACAGUCAAACAAGAUACGCUUAAUCGAAAAACAUGCCUUCUACAAUUUGGAAUUCCUGCGAUACAUCGAUCUGUCGUACAACAAAUUGUCCAACAUAUCACAUCAAGCAUUUACCACACUGCCAAACUUAGCGGCUCUGGAUCUGAUGUUCAACAAUUUGUGUUCAUUCUCGCUGAAAUCGUUCCACUACGUCUCGAACACCACCACCCCGCUGAAGCUGAACCUCACCUACAAUCGCAUCGGCCACUUCGAGGACACCCUCUCAUCCUACAUGUACAUUUACAACUUGGACAUGAGCCACAACUUGAUCAACAAGCCCGAAAGUUUUGCCAAUCUAGCCAACACAUUGAGAUUUCUGAACUUAGCUCACAAUUCCAUACAGAAUUUGGCCAAUCAUGCAUUUGGUGAUUUGGAAUUUCUGGAAAUACUCAAUCUGGCCCAUAAUAACAUCACCAGUCUGAGACGUCGCAGUUUUCAGGGUCUAAAUUCAUUGCAGGAAUUAGACUUGAGUUACAAUCGUUUGGAUCAGUUACAGGUGGAGCAGUUUUCGAAUUUGAGGAAGCUAAGGAUUCUGAAAAUACGUUGCAACAAAUUAAAAGCCUUGCCACGCGAAGUCUUCAUGAACACCAGGCUAGAAUAUUUGGAUAUAUCCGAUAACCAGUUGACAGUAUGGCCAGUGCCGGCCUUCUCCGAUGUGGGAUUCACUUUGCGCAACAUACAAAUGUCUGCCAACCUCCUGGAGUACUUGGACUCGAGCAUGUUUAUUAACUCCCAAUUCUUGUAUGAUAUCAAUUUGUCGUACAACAAGAUAACGGUGCUGCCCGACAACACCUUUAGCUUCUUGAAUAAUCUCACGAAUUUGGAUUUAUCUGCCAAUCCCUUGGUUACCACCAAUCUCAAGGAGAUCUUCCUGCACACACCACGUCUAAGGCGUCUCAAGAUAUUCAAUAUGGGUCUCUAUGUUCUGCCACAACUUAAUCUUCCGCAACUUUCACAUCUGGAUGUGAGUGGCAAUUUUUUGCAAGAACUAUCAUCGCUGCAUGAAAUGCGCCAGCUGAGAUAUGUAAAUGUGUCGCAUAAUAAAUUUGUUAAUGCCUCGUGUGCGGUGGAACAUCUGCCACAAUCGGUAAGGGUCUUGGACUUGGCCCAUAAUCCCCUGCGACGAAUAACUGUACAUGAUAUGGCCGCCCUGAGACACCUGUCAGAGCUGAAUCUGCUAGAUGUGAAGGUAAUCAAUCCCCUGGCAUUUUCCAAACUGAGAUCGCUGAGAAAGUUACACCUGACAGCCCACAGUAAUUUGGGUGAAAUCGUUUCCCGGAUACCGGGACUACAGGAACUGAAAGUACACAGCGUGGACGCCAAUAUUGGCGGUCAAUUGUUUGCCAAAUUAAGCAACAACACCAAACUACAUUUGGUGGAAUUGUAUGGGACCAACAUUCAAACCAUAUCGCCCGAUGCAUUUGAAGGCCUGGCCCGCAAUCAAAAGCUACAGGUCAAAAUAUCCCACACGAAAAUUUCCGAUCUACCACCGGGUAUCUUCUAUCCAUUGAGAUUGGUGCCACAUCUUUCCAUCGAUAUAUCGGACAACAAAAUCAAUGCCCUGGCAGCCGAUAGCUUCUAUCCAAAUAAAACCUAUUGGGAUACGGUGGGUACGCGCAGCAUUAUCGGUGGUCUACAGACCUCCAAUAAUCCCCUGGAAUGUGAAUGCGGACUUGUGUGGUUUGGCCACUGGCUGCGGAGAUGGCUGCGUGAAUCUGCUCAAAUAAAAGUCAUCCAGAAGGAUGAUAUGAAACAAAUGGUGCAGCUUCCUUUGCGUUCACGUGAUAUACGCCGUGCUCGUGCCAAUACCUGCCAUGAUCCCACCUCUGGCAAACAGAUGCCGAUUUUGGAAAUUUUCCCCGAAGAUCUACUGUGUCAGGCAUCAGCCCUCAGCAGUUCCGGCGAAAAGCUGUUUCUCAUUUCGUUUGCUGUCAUCGUCCUGCCCCUGUUCGGUAUGACACUUUGAUAAUCGUAAGCCUCAUUAUCCUCAUUUCAUUAAAUGAAUACAAAGAAGUCUUUAUUUGACUUUGUCACGCCAUAAUGCGAUGUGUAGCUGGCAGCCAGGCAGGUAAGCUGGCAGGCGGAUCGACUGACACCCAGCCAGCAAACCAUCCACCGCCAACUCAUACACAUCGCACAAAGGCCGUGAUCUCUUACUUUUGUACAGUUAAAUGAUGUAAAUUAUUUCCCUUUGUAAAUGAAAAUCUAGUGUAAAUGACUACGUUUAAGCGACAAAACUGAAAAUGAAAAACGAAAAAUAAAGUGAAAACUAACGUAAACAGUUGUUAAAGUUUUAUACCCCUCGAAUAUGUCAAAGUGACUACUAUUGUACUGUCGAACAAAACACUCACUCACUCAGUCACUCACUGGGCGUGGAUAAAAACAAAAAGAGAAAAUAAAAACUCCCAUUUAACGUUGAUAUGGAAAUUAUGAAUGACAUGUUAUUGCAAUUUAAGGAAUUUUAAAAAUAAGUUAAAAUAUUUAUAGGUAUAAAAACCGAGGAAGAAGAAGAAGCAGAAAAACAAAA